Molecule: messenger RNA, 586 nt
Organism: Racocetra persica
Lineage: Eukaryota; Fungi; Glomeromycota; Glomeromycetes; Diversisporales; Gigasporaceae
Source: the annotation of a GenBank genome assembly
AAAUACCAAAAAGUUAUCAGAAGGACCUCCAAAAGCCGCUAAAAAAAGUUCGAAAGUACUAAAAAUUCAGAAAGAAUAUUUAGAAAGAACCUCCAAGAAUAUUCAAAAAAUAUCAAAAAACACUAGAAGUACUGAGAAUCUAGAAGAAACACCAAAAAGCCAAAAAAAAUGCUGGAAGUAUCAAGAAUCCAGAAAGAACUUCCAAAAAUCAUCAGAAGAACCUUCAAAAAAUACCAAAAAAUGCUGGAAGUACCAAGAAUCCAGAAAGAAACACCAAAAAGUUGUCAGAAGAAUCUCUAAAAGCCACCAAAAAAUGCUAAAAGUACCAAGAAUUCAGGAAGAAUAUCUAGAAAGAACCUCUAAGAACAUUCAAAAUUCUUUAAAAAAUACUGGAAGUACUGAGAAUCAAGAAAGAAACACCAAAAGUAAUCAGAAGAAACACCACAAAACACCAAAAAAUGCCAGAAGUACCUUCAAAAGCCACCAAAAAAUGCUGGAAGUACCAAGAAUCCAGAAAGAACCUCCAAAAGUUGUCAGAAAAACCUCCAGAAGCCAUCAAAAAAUACUGGAAAUAUCAAGAAUCUAG